AUGGUCCAGGUCCCUCACCUGCCAGAAGAGCUACUGCAGUCGGUCUUCUCGAACUUCGAGCGUACUGAGCUUUACGACUGGGACGAACGUGUGAAACGGCAGAUGCUGCGUUCUAUCUGCUUGCUCAACAAGCAGUGCUACCGGGUAGCACAACCUAUGCUGUUUGCCACUGUCGACAUACAGGAAGGCAGUGGCGCUGUGGGUAAACUGCUGCAGGCCACGGUACGUGAGCCCCGUUUGGCCACUCUGGUCAGGGUCUUGCGCAUCGAGAGCUGGAGAGGUUUUGAUGACGAACGGACUAUUUCUACUGAAGAGGCAAAGUACCUGCAGGACACCGCUGUUCCUGCGCCAGACAUACUUCCUCCUGUUGCCAAUGUGCACCCCAUACUAGGUACCGAUCUUGCAGGACAGCUACUCGCAGAUGCUAUCGAAGGCUCCGGAGACAUAUUUUGUGAAGGUGAGCGCCAAAUUCCAUGCCCUGUCUUGCCUCUCAACGUACUACGGGAUAUUCGACUCACGUAUGCUCUCAUCGAUGCCAAAGGCCUCAAGAACUUGCUCCUCAGCAGUCCCUGCGUCGAGACUUUGAGCAUAGAGUGGGGUGAUUCCUGUGUUGGAUCAUGUGAGCUCAGGUACGACGAGCUCGGCGAUGCUAUCCGCAUAUGCCACGCAAACAGGAGCUUGCAUAAUCUCAAGUCUUUGACGCUAGAUGAUCGAGCUGCGCAAGAUUUCGCCAGGGAGGACUUGGACGAUGAAGUGUUUCCUCCACUCGGGGAUCUCCGGGUACUUUCUAUCUUGCAGACACUUGAUGUGCCUCAGUCAGCUUUGGUCGGCGUCGAUGAGUCUCUAGACGCAGACACUGACGACAGCGCUUAG
Molecule: messenger RNA, 873 nt
Organism: Fulvia fulva
Lineage: Eukaryota; Fungi; Ascomycota; Dothideomycetes; Mycosphaerellales; Mycosphaerellaceae
Exons: 1
Coding region: 1-873 (290 amino acids)
Source: RefSeq, a predicted model, not a curated record